AUGGUUCAAUUUUCCAUAUCACAGAUUAAAAAUAUCAAAAAUAAAUCCUGUUUAUUCCCACUUGUGUUCUUCUCUGCUGCAGCGGUUAUCACCUUCGUUGUAUUGAUUAUCUACCUUCAAUUUAAACCGAAAUCACCCGUCUCUGUGCGACAGAGUUAUAACCUUACAAACGCUUCUAGUCUCAUCGACCCAUGUUAUGACUUCUAUAAAUAUGCCUGCUCUGAUUGGGAAAAUAAUCACGUCAUUCCGGAAGGCGAUUUGGAAAUAACGGCGAUUACGCAAAUCACAGAGAAAACACUUCGUGACAUCUGGAAAAUCAUUGCUAACGGUUCGUAUUCUACGAACGAUACUCGGUUGACUACUGCUCGUAAAUUCUACAAAUCCUGUGUGAACCAUGAAAAUAUUUCUCUCCAGCAGGCUAGAAGACAGACAACUCAUUUGAUAGAAAAAUCAUUUGGCGGGUGGGAUUUGUUGCCGUCUUCUUCUCAAAAUCAAUUGAAAACAUCAACGCAAGAACAAAAAGUUGACGAUUUCAGUUUAAGUGAUUUAUACUUUCCAAUUCUGAGCAUAACAGGGAGCUGUCCUUUAUUUUCCAUUGAUAUUAAUGGGGGAAGCAAGAUGAUUCAG
This is a messenger RNA of Trichobilharzia szidati, 627 nucleotides long. The record is from the annotation of a GenBank genome assembly. NCBI's taxonomy places the organism in Eukaryota, Metazoa, Platyhelminthes, Trematoda, Strigeidida, Schistosomatidae.